This is a messenger RNA of Vicia villosa (hairy vetch), 1699 nucleotides long. Its product is annotated as lysophospholipid acyltransferase LPEAT1-like. The record is from RefSeq and is a predicted model, not a curated record. Gene Ontology annotation, molecular function: lysophosphatidylethanolamine acyltransferase activity. Gene Ontology annotation, cellular component: endoplasmic reticulum. Gene Ontology annotation, biological process: phospholipid metabolic process. Bases 202 to 1359 code for a protein of 385 amino acids. NCBI's taxonomy places the organism in Eukaryota, Viridiplantae, Streptophyta, Magnoliopsida, Fabales, Fabaceae. The transcript is spliced from 9 exons.
CACGGUGAAACUGCACGAAUAAGAGAGAAAUUGAUAAAAAAAAAGCGUGCAGAUCUGGGAAAGCAAAAGCAAGCAAGCUUUGGGUGAUGCUAAGCUAAUCUCACUUUUUAUCUCUAAUCACAAAAUUAAACCCUAAUUAAUGAUUAAUUAAUUACCUAGGGUUCGUAUAUAUGAAAGCGAAGCAACAAUCUAUGAACAACAAUGAUGAAGGGGAUGGAGUCUGAACUGAAAGACUUGAAUUCCAAAGCCGCGAAAUCAAAUGCAAACAACACCGUUCGCGACGAUCGUCCUCUUCUCAAAUCGGAUUCAGCAUCCUCCACCACCUCCACCACCACAACCACCGCAACCACCGCGGCGGAGCUAGAAGAGCUUGAGAAGAAAUUCGCGGCGUAUGUUCGCCGCGAUGUUUAUGGAACCUUGGGGAGAGGAGAGUUAGCAGCUAAGGAGAAACUGUUUCUUGGUUUCGCGCUUGUUACGCUUCUUCCGAUUAGAGUGAUUCUUGCUGCGAUUGUUUUGGUGGUUUAUUACGUGAUUUGUAGGGUUUGUACAUUGUUUUUGAGUCCGAAUCGGGAAGAUGAACAAGAGGAUUAUGCUCAUAUGGGAGGGUGGAGAAGGAACGUUAUUGUUCGGUGUGGGAAGGCUCUUUCUAGAGUUAUGCUUUUCGUUUUUGGAUUUUAUUGGAUUCCUGAGUCUACUACCUCUAUCAAUCAGGAAGACAAACCUCAGCCUGAAAAGACGGAAAGGCCUGGUGUAAUAAUAUCAAAUCAUGUGUCUUACUUGGAUAUUUUGUAUCAUAUGUCUUCCUCUUUCCCAAGUUUUGUUGCUAAGAGAUCAGUGGCCAAGCUUCCUCUUGUUGGUCUCAUCAGCAAGUGCCUUGGUUGCAUCUAUGUUCAGCGGGAAUCAAAAUCAUCGGACUUCAAGGGUGUUUCAGCUGUUGUCACCGAAAGAAUUCGAGAAGCACAUCAGAAUGAAUCUGCUCCACUAAUGAUGUUAUUUCCAGAAGGUACAACAACAAAUGGAGAUUUCCUCCUUCCAUUCAAGACUGGUGGUUUUUUGGCAAAGGCACCAGUACUUCCUGUAAUUCUAAAAUACCAUUACCAAAGAUUUAGCCCUGCCUGGGAUUCAAUAUCUGGGGUGCGCCAUGUGAUAUUUCUCCUUUGUCAGUUUGUAAAUAAUAUGGAGGCGAUACAAUUACCCCUUUACUAUCCCUCACAACAAGAAAUGGAUGAUCCCAAAUUGUAUGCUGAUAAUGUUAGAAGGUUGAUGGCUACUGAGGGUAAUUUGACACUUUCUGAUAUUGGGCUAGCUGAAAAACGAGUUUAUCAUGCUGCUCUCAAUGGUUUGUUUUCCCAAGCCUAGUUCUUCGGAUAUUCGCUUGUAUAUUCAUUGUAUGGCUCUGUUGUUUAUCAGGAAAAGAAAAAAAAGAAUCUAAUAUAGAAAAUUCUGUGAAGAACAAAGUAUGUAUCCGUAACUGUAGCUGGAAUGAGUAGGAUUUCUGAGCAUAGGCUCCAUGUAUCUACAUUUAAUGAUAUAUGAUACUCUUCAAUAUAGGUGUUCUAACUUUUAAAAUAGAAAAUGGAAUAUGCCAUAUGCAAUGACAGGGUAAAUAAUGUGGGACGCGUAUCACACUUUUAUCUUGAAAAUAACAAUAUAACAUCGUAAAGAUUUUAAUUAUUUGUAUCUGUAAUAUUGUUUUGUA